Durusdinium trenchii is the source of this 1990-nucleotide messenger RNA. Lineage: Eukaryota; Dinophyceae; Suessiales; Symbiodiniaceae. The record is from the annotation of a GenBank genome assembly.
UAGAUUUGCCAGUAGAUUUGCCUUAUUCACCCACAUUCACUUGUUCGCAAAAGCGCCGUCGCCAUGACGCUCCGCUACCUGGCCGCGGUCCUCUUCCUCGCCAGCCUCGACGGUGUGCACGCCUGUACCGUCUUCGCGGUGGGGAAGAAAGCCACCAAGGAUGGCUCCGUCUUGGUCUCCCACUCCGACGAUGGCGAUCCCCACAACGAUGCCCGUUUGAUCCAUGUGCCAGCAGCAGACCAUCCGGCUGGCGCACAGCGACCCAUCUUCUACACGCCGGAGAGCUUCCCACGCUACUUGGGGUCUGCCAUGGGACCAGACUACAUGCCAUCUUCUGAGACGACCGGGUACCCUGUCUAUGAGCCCAUCGGAUACAUCGACCAGGUGAAGCACACCUUUGGCUACCAGAGCAGUUCCUAUGGGGUCAUCAACGAACAUGGAGUGGCCGUCGGGGAAUCCACCUGCGGCGCAGUCUUCGGCACCUGCGGCAAGAACUCCACGGUGGGAUGUGAGCCUGGCCGAAAGGUGGGAGAGGCACUCAUGAGCAUUGACACGCUGUCGUACUUGGCGAUGGAACGCACCACGUCCUCUCGUGCCGCGGUGGAGUUGAUGGGAUCCCUGGCAACGAAGUACGGCUUCUAUGGGCCGCCCGACUCCUUCGAGGGCUCCGGCGAAUCCCUGGUGGUGGCCGAUCCCGACGAGGCCUGGGCCUUUCAAAUUCUCAGCGACCCCACCGGGACCUCGGCCAUCUGGGCCGCCCAACGCUUGCCCGACGAUCAUAUGACGGUGGUGGCCAACAUGUACACCAUCCGUGAGGUCGAUGCCAGCGACAAGGCCAACUUCAUCUUGUCUCCCAACCUGUUUGACGUGGCCAAGAGCAAGAAGUGGUGGAAGGAAGGGACGCCCUUCGAUUUCACCAAGAUGUACUCCGGUGGAGAGUAUGCCCACAAGUACUACUCUGGGCGUCGCAUGUGGCGUGGCUUUCAGAUGGCGAAGCCCAGCUUGUCCCUGCCCGCCGACUACGAGGACAUCCGCUACAAGAAGGUCUACCCCUGGUCCGUUCAACCCGAUCGAAAAGUGGACCAUCAUGACGUCAUGUCCUGGCACCGCGACUGGUACGCCGGUACCCAAUUUGACAUGACGAAGGGCGUCCAGGCGGGGCCCUUCGGAAGCCCCGAUCGCUUCAGCACCGAUUCGAAGGUGAAAGGCAGCUGGGAGAGAUCCAUUGCCCUCUACCGCACCAACGCAGUCUAUGUGCAGAAGCUCCAACAUCCUUCUGCAGAUGUGCCUCCAGGCCUUGCGAGCGUGGCUUGGUAUGGCGCUGGGCCAGCUCACUAUGCAGUGUUUGUGCCGGUGCCCAGUGGCUUCGGUGCCACUGUGAAGGCGCUGAAGUUGGCGAACCCUAUGAAGUUCGAGACAUCUUCCAUGAAUUGGGCCACCAGGAGGAUCAUGGAUGUGUGCCAAGUGAAUUUCAAGGCCAUGCAUGAGACCGUCCACGCCAGUCAAUUGGAUCUUGAGAAGGAAGGCGAUGUGCUCAUCGAACGCUUGCGCUCCUCCAAGAGCAGUGCUGCCGUCCUCCAGCUGGCCAUUCAAGAACAUGCGAACAAGGCUUUGGCGACGUGGGAGGCUUUGAGCCAGCAGUUGCUUUUCUCCUAUAGCGACAACAGCCGCUUCGCGGAGAACUGGAAAGCCAUGGGCUACUCCGACGAGUGGCUGGAGCAGUCCGGCUACAAGGAUGGACCUCCACCGGCUCCCAAGGAAGACAAGUGCCCACCCAAGUGUGACGACGAGCCGGAGCCUAUGCCUGCCACCGUAGUGUGAAGCAGGCUCCUGGGUUGAGGCAAUCCAUCGUGGCCUGAGUGUGACGGGCCGAUUUAGAGUAACAGAGUGACCGCGUUUUCAGGGCUGAUUGGGCUUGGUCAACACGGGAGCGGAUCGGCGGCUGAGCAAGCGGGCUCUGAAGAACGGAUCUGCACAGCUUGUUGAUGGA